This is a messenger RNA of Gambusia affinis (western mosquitofish), 1129 nucleotides long. Its product is annotated as gap junction beta-7 protein-like. The annotation marks the transcript as partial. The transcript has a single exon. Gene Ontology annotation, cellular component: connexin complex. Gene Ontology annotation, biological process: cell communication. The record is from RefSeq and is a predicted model, not a curated record. Lineage: Eukaryota; Metazoa; Chordata; Actinopteri; Cyprinodontiformes; Poeciliidae.
UGCCUCAUCAUGGUGUCCACACCAUCCCUAAUGGUGGCCCUUCAUGUGGGCUACAGGGAGCACCGGGAGGCCAAGCACAAGAGAAAGUUCUACAAGGACAAAGGGAGCAUUGAUGGUGGUCUUUUCUGUACCUAUGUCCUCAGUUUGAUAUUUAAGACGGGCUUUGAAGUGGGGUUCUUACUGGCUUUUUACUACUUGUACAGUGGUUUUGAGGUGCCCAUCCUCAUGCAGUGCACACAGAAACCCUGCCCCAACACUGUAGACUGCUACAUAGCCCGAGCCAUGGAGAAGAAGAUUUUCCUCUACAUCAUGGGCUGCACCUCUAUUUUGUGUAUAGCUCUCAACUUCUCAGAGCUCCUUUACAUUGUGUGGAAGAAGUUGUGGAGACACUUCAGCAGGCGAUAUGUUCCUGUGGAGCAGCAGAGUUUGAAAAACAGCCAGCUUCAUGUUUCAGCUGACAAAAGAUUCACAUCGUCUGAGCAGCUUGAAAACAUAAAGGUCUCCACACCAGAACCCGCAGCUGAUGCAGUCAAAAAACCCGCCAGUCCAGUUCUGCAGAGCUGAGAGGAACCGGGCAAAGACAAAUGCAGCCUCUUUUUGGCCUGAAAUAUAACCGACAAUAAAUGUUUUUUUAAACAUAUCAUUGGAUCUAUAAAAUUUUUUUUUUAAAUCUCUUCAGAGAAUCAUUGAAACUUAUUAAAAUAUCUGUUGAAUUGUUGACGUCUUGAAUGGAAAUAUGUUACACAGCAAUAUAACUGCCUCUUAUAGAUAACAUCCUUUUUUGUUCCAGCUUGCUUGUAUGAUGGUACACUGCUCUGGUUUUGUACUUUGAGAUUUCUUUCUCUCUAUUUCAGUAAUAUGUGUUGUGUCUAGUGAAUUUGUUUAAAAACUCUUGGUUCUUCCAGCACCACCAAACAGUCCAGAAACAGGUAACACUAGAGCUUAAUGUUUUCAUUGCUCAGGGCCUCAGGGCAGCUUUUUGUAUCCUUGAGUGUUUAUUUCUUUUUCAGUGUUUUAGUAUUAUAUAGAUUUUAAUGUGACCUUUAUUAACUGUCUUCAAAGAAUGUGAUUGGAAAUUUUAUGUAAUUUCCGAUCACAAAAAAUAUGUGAUCGGAAAUGCCACCUUUGA